Ipomoea nil (Japanese morning glory) is the source of this 1827-nucleotide messenger RNA. RefSeq names its product organic cation/carnitine transporter 7-like. The record is from RefSeq and is a predicted model, not a curated record. Lineage: Eukaryota; Viridiplantae; Streptophyta; Magnoliopsida; Solanales; Convolvulaceae. Gene Ontology annotation, molecular function: transmembrane transporter activity. Gene Ontology annotation, cellular component: membrane. The coding region runs from base 170 to 1633 and encodes 487 amino acids. Gene Ontology annotation, biological process: transmembrane transport. The transcript has 7 exons.
AAUUAUAAUCUAAACUUUACUAGAUUUGCACGCAAUAAUCUUGAAAUGGAUAAUUGGAUAUAGAAAAUAAAGUAUAACCCGAAGGCAUAAACCGACGUGUUUGGAGGGGGAUGGUGUGGAGUUCGUGCCUUGUUGGUAUUCGGUUAAUUGCCUGACAGAAAGACCAACCAUGAUUGAUGAGGAAGAGGUGUCACAGCUUGAUUACUCUCAGGAUGUUGAAGACAAUGGAGCUUAUUACACGGUGGAUGAAGCACUGUCGGCGGCCGGGUUCGGGAAAUUUCAGUUCUUGGUGCUUGCUUAUGCGGGGCUCGGUGCGGUGGUGGACGCAAUGGAGGUGAUGAUCCUCUCCUUCAUUGGCCCCUCCGUGAAGUCCGUCUGGGGACUUUCAUCUGCCCAGGAAAGUCUCAUCACCACUGUUGUUUUCGCCGGCAUGUUAGUCGGAGCUUAUUUCUGGGGCAUCGUUGCUGAUAACUGUGGAAGAAGGAAGGGCCUUUUGAGUGUAGCAGUCGUGACAACUGUAACUGCAUUUUUAAGUGCCUUUUCCCCAAAUUAUAUAUCUUUGCUUGUCCUUCGUAUGUUGGUUGGCACUGGCCUGGCCGGUGGGCCUGUGUACUCCUCUUGGUUUCUUGAAUUUGUACCUCCAGAAAACCGGGGGUUAUGGAUGGUUAUCUUCUCAACUUUCUGGACAGUUGGAACAGUACUAGAGGCUUUGUUGGCAUGGAUCGUUAUGCCAAAAUUGGGUUGGAGGUGGUUGCUUGGUCUAUCAUCAGUACCAUGUUUCGCGACGCUUGCCUUUUAUGGUUGGACAAUAGAAUCUCCUAGGUAUUUAUGUACCAAAGGCAGAGUAAAAGAUGCUUAUAAUGUCUUGAAGAAAGUAGCUGCAGUCAAUCAGACAGAACUUCCCUUCGGAAUGCUUGUUUGUGACAACGUGCCUGAGGCCAAUGAAGAAUUACUUUCCAGGCAUAGAAACAAAUUUGCUAAUUACAAAGCGGCCUUUUCUUCUCUAUUUCCUCUAUUUUCAUCUAGAUUAAUAAGAACUACCCUUCUUAUUUGGGUAGUUUAUUUUGGAAAUUCAUUUUUGUAUUAUGGCGUUAUAUUGUUGACUUCAGAGCUUAGCAGCGACGAAGCUAAAUGCAUAUCAACUACUCCAAACUUGAACGAUGACUAUAGCCUUUACAGAGAUUCCUUCAUCACCAGUCUAGCAGAGCUUCCUGGUCUUGUCUUAUCAGCUGUCCUAGUGGACAAGGCUGGCCGUAAAAUGUCAUUGGUACUUAUGUACGGAGCAGGCUUCCUAUUUCUCUUGCCACUCGUUAUCCAUGAGCACGAGUUUUUAACUACAGGUUUAUUAUUCGGAGCUCGUAUGUGCUUUAUUGGAACAUUCACUGUCGCUGGCAUCUAUUGCCCCGAGAUUUAUCCAACCUCUGUAAGAACAACCGGGGUUGGAGUUGCGAGCGCUGUUGGGCGCAUCGCAGGCAUGAUCUGCCCGGUUGUCACGGUGCAAUUCAUCAGUGGCUGUGAAAUGACUGCUGCAAUACUUCUAUUCGAGGCUGUAGCAAUUCUUUCGGGAGUAGGAGCUUUGCUUUUCCCACUGGAAACCAAGGGCCGGAAGCUAACUGAUAUUGUUUCUUCAUGAAAGUUUUCUAUGGAUAUUGUUUAAUGAAAGGUACUUUUAGUAUAUACUUGAACUUGAGUAGCUGUAACAAAUCACAAACAAAAGGCUCAACAAAUUCCAACCAUUUUAUGGGUUGCAUUGCUCUGGAGUAUUAAAUCAUGCUCUGAUUUUAAAAGUGGGUACAACUGUUAUGCUCUUGAGAAAUAUUGAUCACA